Molecule: messenger RNA, 3163 nt
Organism: Gadus macrocephalus (Pacific cod)
Lineage: Eukaryota; Metazoa; Chordata; Actinopteri; Gadiformes; Gadidae
Product: atypical chemokine receptor 3-like
Biological process (GO): angiogenesis; G protein-coupled receptor signaling pathway; chemotaxis
Cellular component (GO): membrane
Molecular function (GO): G protein-coupled receptor activity; chemokine binding; coreceptor activity
Source: RefSeq, a predicted model, not a curated record
ACACACACACACACACACACACACACACACACACACACACACACACACACACACACACACACACACACACACAUUGAGUUUCAGGACGCGAGGCGCACGCUCACACCACAGACUCACUCAUACACAAAUACGCGCACGCACAGAGCGAACACAGAACGCGCCGAGGAAAAGUGUUCGCCAGUGGAACCAGUGAAGUCCGACCAGAAGCUGCUUCUCUUCUCUUCCCAGGAGGAGACGUUUGAACGACGAGGACCGCGACGCUUUAAACAAGAGCUGACCCACUCCCAGGAGCCUUCCCCCCCCCCCCCUGCCGGACCCAUGAGCCUGAGCACCAGCGAGAUGGAGGACCUGUGGGAGUCCUUGGGGGAGCUGAACUCCUCGGACCCCCUGGGGAACAUCACCAGCGUGGACGUCGUGCUGUGCGCCACGGCCUUCAGCCGGAGGGCGCUGCUCUCCUCCAUGUGCGUCCUCUACACCUUCAUCUUCGGUGGCCUGGCCGCCAACGCCCUGGUGCUGUGGGUCAACGUGCGCGCCCAGCGGGACGCCGCCGCGCCGCGCCACGAGACGCACGUGUACGUCACGCAGCUGGCGGCCGCCGACCUGUGCGUGUGCGUGACGCUGCCCGUGUGGGUGAGCUCGCUGGCGCAGAGCGGCCACUGGCCCUUCGGCGAGGCGGCGUGCAAGCUCACGCACCUGCUCUUCUCCGUCAACCUGUUCAGCAGCAUCUUCUUCCUGGCCUGCAUGAGCGUGGACCGCUACCUGGGCGUGGUCGGGCGGGGCGCGGCCGCGGCCGAUGGCCCGGCCGCCGCGCGCCGCCGGAAGCUGAUUCGCCGCGGGGUGUGCGUGGGCGUGUGGCUGCUGGCGCUGCUCGCCUCGCUGCCCGACACCUACUUCCUGCGGGCGGUGCGCUCGGCCCACGGCGAGGCCACGCUGUGCCGGCCGGUGUACCCCGACCACAGCCCCCAGGAGUGGAUGGUGGGGGUGCAGCUCAGCUUCAUCCUGCUGGGCUUCGCGCUCCCCUUCCCCGUCAUCGCCGUGUUCUACGCCCUGCUGGCGCGGGCUCUCUCCCGCUCCUCCGUCACCUCCCCCUCCUCCUCUUCCUCCUCCUCCUCCGUCAUCACGUCCUCCACCUCCUGCUGCUCCUCUCCGGGGUCAGCCGGGGAGCAGGAGCGCUGCGUGAGCCGCCGUGUGAUCCUGGCCUACAUCGUGGUGUUCCUGGGCUGCUGGGGGCCGUACCACGCCGUCCUGCUGACCGACGCCCUCUCCCAGCUGGGCGUGGUUCCGCUGACCUGCGGCCUGGAGAACGUGCUCUACGUGGCCCUUCACCUCACCCAGUGCCUCUCGCUGUUCCACUGCUGCUUCAACCCCAUCCUGUACAACUUCAUCAACCGGAACUACCGCUACGACCUCAUGAAGGCCUUCAUCUUCAAGUACUCCACCCGCACGGGGCUGGCGCGCCUCAUCGACACCUCCCACGUCUCCGAGGCGGAGUACUCGGCCGUGGCGGUCGACAGCUCGCCGCAGGUCUGAGGAACGCCGUCGCGGCGGGACGGAAAGACUGCGCUGUGCGAGGAUAGGAGCAGUGGGAAGAAGGGCCGACGUUAGACCUCACUGAUGAAGACGUUGGUUCCUCUCCAGUUCUGAACGAUGCUGUUGGCCUUUGUAGGUUGAGAGGAGGGCCGUUCUGCACCUGGUUUGAUUUUCUUACGGACUGAUAAAGGAAAAGCACUUAGACGUAUUGAACUGGGAGAUACUGUCUGCAAUAAUGUAGUUGGAUUGUAAUGGCUGAACUUUAGUUUGUUUAAUAUAAUAACUCUAUAGCAGAGGUGACCAAUCACUGACCAUAUAUAUAUAUAUUUUGCUAUGUAGUAUCAGAGUGAUUUUGUAUAAAUGUAAUUUUUUACAGCAGGGAAAGUCUGGACCAGGUUUCUCCCUCUAGUAUAUAGGAAUAAACCUCUGUACAUCGUACCAUCGCUAACCGUGAUAUGGUUAUCGUUUUGUAUCAAAUCAUAUUUAUAUUUAGUUUCUUCCUGUGUUUAAUAGCUUUAAACCGUGUAGCAACCAAUGGACUCCAUUUUGUACUGUCAAGCUGCGUCACUUCUGAGCGUCUGAUUGGUUGUCGGCCUAUUCUAUACUCCACCAACCUCAUUAAAAAGGCUAUUUCCAUUUUAAUGCUAAUUUUCCUCAGACAAUAUGCAAGUGUUGUCAUAGUUAAAGACAAACAAAAGCAGAAAACAUCUGCAUUUACCAACUCGUGCUGUUAGCAAUUUUUCGGUUGGUAUAAUUUCUGUGCUAGCGCUACUAAUUAACAAUGCUAGUUCAUGUGAAGGCUCUGUUGUCUCCUCCUCGUCUCGCUCAGACGACUGCUCUGAAACGUUCCGCAGUAUAGAUGGAAACGCUGGCUCACUAUCAGCCCGGCUCCUCAGAGAGAGACAUAUGUUCAGCGGGUUUGAAUCCUGAUGCUUUGUUGAGGUGCAUUCAUCUUAGCCUUCAUGAGCAACAACUAGCCUGCAGCCUUUCUGCUGCUACACAGUGGUAGCAGCUGUGAUGCAAACCGACCGUUUAAACGCCACAAUCAGGAACAGAAACUCACUGUGUGUGUGCGUUUGUUUGGUUGUAUGUAUGUGUGUAUGGUUGUGUGUGUGUAUCCUUCUGUGUAUGUGUGUGUAUGGUUGAUUGUGUGUAUGUUUUUAGUGUGUUUGUGUGUUUGUAAGGCUGUGUAUGUUUAAGUGUGUGUGUGUGUGUGUGUGUGUGUGUGUGUGUGUGUGUGAGUGUGUGUCUCUUUUUGCGUGCGUGUGUGUGUGUGUGUGUGUGUGUGUGUGUGUGUGUGUGUGUGUGUGUGUGCGUGUGUGUGUGUGUGUGAGAGUGCAUGUCUUUUUUUUGCGUGCGUGUGUGUGUGUGUGUAAUGUUUGACUAGUAAUAUUGUGACAUACUGGUCAUUUGAUGUCUUCGGUAAAAGGCAUGUUUCUUUUGUUUAAUAUAUUGACCUGAAACAGAUUGUCCUUACUUUAUUCGUCACACAUGUAUUUUUCCAUACUGCAGAGAUCCCGCACGAAGAUUAAAAAAAGACUGAACCGUGUGUGUUAUCCAGGGGCAUUCGGCGGGUGUAUAAAUGUUAAACAUGUGUUUUUCUCUUUUGUAUAUUAAAUACAAAAAUACAUAA